CUUAUCGCACUCAACUCACUCCAACCACCAUGCCGCAGCUCCAGCUCGUGGCCGACCUGCCAGGACACGCCGAGGCGGCGUGGAGCGUGGCGUUCAACCCCGCGCGUCCGCUGCUCGCCAGCUGCAGCACGGACAAGACGGUGCGGCUGUACAGCUACACGCUCCCCGACUCGUCGUCCUCGUCCUCCUCGACCUUCCCGUCCCCUUCCGCCCCGAAGCCGACCUUCGCGCUCAGCACGACCAUCGAGACGGGCCACAAGCGCACCGUGCGCGGCGUGGCGUGGGCGCCUGGCGGGCGCACGCUCGCGACGGCGAGCUUCGACUCGAGCGUCGCGAUCUGGGAGGAGGUGGAAGAGGGCUACGCCGACGACGCCGCCGAGGGCAUCGACGCGCCGCGCCCCGCUGCUGGCGCUGCUGGCGCCGAGGACGGCGAGGGCGAGUGGGAGUGCGUCACCACGCUCGAGGGGCACGAGAACGAGUGCAAGAGCGUCGCGUUCUCCGCUGAUGGCGGCCUGCUCGCGAGCUGUAGUCGCGACCGCAGCGUGUGGGUGUGGGAGGUCCAACCCGACGCCGACUUUGAGUGUAUCGCCGUCAUGAUGGACCACUCGGCCGACGUCAAGGCCGUGGCCUGGCAUCCGCGCGAGGAGAUCCUCGCGAGCGCAAGCUACGACGCGCACGUGCAUCUCAUGUUCGACAACCCCGACGGGGACUGGGAGGCGUUCCAGCGGCUGGACCCGGCGCUGCCCGCGGCGGACCUGCACAUCCCGCCGAGCGCGAGCGCGAGCUUGCUCGCGCAGAUGGGGCCGUCUGCCGCCGAGGUGGCCGGGCGCGCGGUCGUCGUGCCCCCCCUCGUUGACGCUGAGACGGUGUGGUCGCUCGCCUGGAGCCCGUGCGGCAAGUACCUCGCGUCUGGGGGCGACAGCGGCGGCGUGCGCCUCUGGGCCAGGAUGGGCGCCGAGCCCGACGCAGAGUUCGUCGAGUGCGUGCACACUGCCGCGCACUCAGCGCCGCUGUUCUCGCUCGCCUGGGCGAGCGGCGGGGAGGAGGACGGGCUUGGCCUGCUGGCUAGUGCUGGUGGCGACGGCCGCAUCAUUGUGUGGCAGGUCACGGCGCACGAGGGCAAGGACGGCGUGUAUGCUCCCCCGCCACGCCUCGAGCCUAUUGCCGCUGUGCGCGAGGCGCACGGCGUCGCCGACGUCAACUCGAUCGCGUGGAACGCCCGCGAGGAUGGCAAGGGUGUCGGCCUGCUCUCCAGUGCUGGCGACGAUGGCUCGGUCAAGGUCUGGCGCAUCGCCGCCGACGAGUAACAAGUAGUAGAUUAGGAUCCUAUAGACGCAAUGCACA
Vanrija pseudolonga is the source of this 1344-nucleotide messenger RNA. RefSeq names its product putative cytosolic iron-sulfur protein assembly protein 1 (gene CIA1). Gene Ontology annotation, molecular function: protein binding. Gene Ontology annotation, cellular component: cytosolic [4Fe-4S] assembly targeting complex. The record is from RefSeq and is a predicted model, not a curated record. The coding region runs from base 30 to 1307 and encodes 425 amino acids. Gene Ontology annotation, biological process: iron-sulfur cluster assembly. The transcript has 2 exons. NCBI's taxonomy places the organism in Eukaryota, Fungi, Basidiomycota, Tremellomycetes, Trichosporonales, Trichosporonaceae.